AUGGCUCCGACUGGUACAGCCAUGGAAAUAGCGGUUGCCGGUGCGGCUGACCUGGGCCGCUAUGGUCGUCGUAUUGUCAAGAUGCUUUGGGACCCUGAGCCUACCAACAAUGCCAAGGACAACCAGCCAGUUUGGUGUCUUGGCCAUUCCUACGCACUUGAACCUAGCAAGAGAAAGAGUGCAGUUUCUCGAAAGGAUGUGUCGCCUACCACGCCGCCCUCAGAUAUUGAUCCCACUGUUCCUCCACUUUCAUUACUGGUGCCAGACACCCCCCCCGACUCGACGUCAAGUAGCUUCAGCUCCACGCUCGCGCUAGACGAAUAUGAAACGAGUGACGACGGCGGUUGGCCAAGUGCCUUCCUCGAUGAUUUCGAGUCGCGGUUUUGGAUGACUUAUCGCUCUGGUUUCGAGCCGAUCGCCCGCUCGGUAGACCCAAAGGCUCCAGCAACUUUGUCGUUUACUAUGAAGCUGAAGGCUUUAGGCGAUCAGAGCGACUUUUCUUCGGAUAGCGGAUGGGGAUGCAUGAUUCGAUCAGGGCAGAGUCUACUUGCAAACGCCAUGGCUAUGUAUGAGCUGGGCAGGGGUUGGCGAUUGUCGGACGGUGGCAUUGCGGAAAAGGAGAUCAUCUCUCUUUUUGCCGAUGAUCCCCGAGCGCCAUAUUCGAUCCACCGAUUUGUCGGUCACGGUGCGGUUGCAUGUGGUUCCUUUCUGUUCUAUUUGGACCCACACCACACGAGGCCGGGUCUUCCGUUCCAUGAGCACCCUUCGGAGUACACGCAAGAGGAGGUAGGCUCGUGCCACACUCGCCGUCUCCGACGAUUACAUAUCCGCGAAAUGGAUCCGAGCAUGCUCAUCGGCUUUUUGAUUCGGGACGAAGACGACUGGGAUAAUUGGAAGAGUUCUGUCAAACAUGUGCAGGGCAAGGCCAUAACUACCGUGUCUGCCUAUGAUCCGGCCGGGGGCAAGGCAGUUGGGCGCCAAGGGGCUAUUGAUGAGGUGGAGACGCUCAGUGAUGACGAUGAUGCAGAAACCGUUUUGGGCUUUUAG
Molecule: messenger RNA, 1047 nt
Organism: Grosmannia clavigera kw1407
Lineage: Eukaryota; Fungi; Ascomycota; Sordariomycetes; Ophiostomatales; Ophiostomataceae
Product: cysteine protease atg4
Exons: 3
Coding region: 1-1047 (348 amino acids)
Molecular function (GO): protein-phosphatidylethanolamide deconjugating activity
Source: RefSeq, a predicted model, not a curated record